UCAAUUUUUGAGAUUCUCAAAUCUCAUCUCAAAUAUAGCAGCUAGCAAUUUUUUUUGGCAAAUUUGUUAUUUCUCUGCACGACGCCGUUUCGUAUCUCUCUCCCUCAAUCCCAUCUUUCGUUGCAUUCUAUCUGUCCCUUUCGUUGCCCUGUCGUCUCUCUCUCCCUCUCAUCUGCAACGACCGGCGAUUAUCGACGGCGACCGGCGCUUAAAGGCGACGAACACCGACCGGUUAAAUUCUCUCUUCUCAGAUCUGUAUUUUCUCUUCCCCUCUCAUCCUCAUAUAUAUAUAUAUAUCUAUCUCUCUCUUCUCAGAUCGGUAAUUUUGCUGAAAAAACUCAAAUAUGUAAUUAUACAUGUAAUGUCUUCUAAGUAGCCAAACAUAUUACAUAGCACAAACCCCUCCUCUCCUCCUUUACCACGCUUCUUCUGUGCUUCCCCUCUUUCACUUUUUCUUUCUCUCUCUAAAACUCUCUCUCUCUCUCUCUACCAGUUAGCAUUGCAUCGUCUCUACGCCAUUAAUUUCGACGCACGCGGUUUCAAAACCCAGUCUCUCACUUGAGUAUCGGUGCUAUUCAUAUAGGAGAAGACGAGGGCUCUCUCUCUAGCGUGCGAGUGAGACAGCGAUCCCAGGCUUCCAGCAGCAAUCCACCUUCUCUGGGCUCUCUCUAGGUUGCGAGUGCAACUGCGAUCCCAGACUUCCAGCGGCAAUCCACCUUUAUCUCGAGAUGGCCAUCGAGUUCUCGUUGGAUGAGAUCAAUGGCAUGACUAAUUUUGACCAGAUACUCGGCGGUGGUGGCACCUCAACUGUGUAUAGGGGGAGGAUCCAUACCCCAAAUGCUCAUAAUCUAAAUGAGCAAGAAGUUGCCGUGAAGGUGAUAUCUGAUGAAAACACUGGCAACCGUAGGGCGAUGUGGCAGGCUGAGGUGACUUGGCUACCACUGCUGAUUCAUCCCAAUAUAGUCACCCUGGUUGGAUACUGCGAGGAUCCCGCAAGCAACACAUUUUAUAUUGUUUAUGAGUAUGUGUCCGAACACUCCUUGGAAGAUCGUAGAAGAGGGUUGAACUGGGAGGGGGUGUUGAGGGUUUUAAGAGGUGUAGCAAACGGUUUGCUGCACAUACACAGUUAUCGACCUCAAAUUCUUAUGUAUGGCGAUUUGAAGCCAGAAAACAUUGUCUUGCAGGAGAAUGUUAGGGGUAUGCAUAAAAUGAUGCAGAAAUGUGGAUGUUUGAGAUGGGAGCGCUGCAAGACAUGAAAUGGUGGAAUUAAAAAUGUUCACAUGCAUUAGGUGGUUGAAGUGCGCUUUUUAUAGAAAAGUAUCAAUGCAACGAUUUCAUUCGUUCUUCAAGUUCUGUCUGGGUAUCAUUCUCUCAGAUUACCCUGCAUGAAUCUCUCCUGGUGGAGAAAAGAUUUAGCAACUAAAGUCACUAACAUAGGGGAGAGGGGGCAACCAACGUUGCCUCAAAGCCCUUCCAGGGAACUCAACAGACUACUCUUUUUUUCUUGUCUUUUAUAGUUUUUUAUGGGAAAUCUUCCCCAACAUUUUUUUUCCUAGUUGAUAAUGUUGGGACAUCGUCCCCAACAUUAUCUGCCCUAAGCCUGUAUUCACUGAUUCGGAAUGUGACUCAGACCUCUCUGUGAUUUUCCUUGUUCUCUAGUUCCAUUUACUUGUAAUAUUUUUACUCAUGCAUUUCUUCAUCUGCUAAAGCUCUAAUCAAAACAUUUCUUUUUUGUUUCUUUCAUGAAAA
This is a messenger RNA of Cornus florida, 1749 nucleotides long. RefSeq names its product cysteine-rich receptor-like protein kinase 45. The record is from RefSeq and is a predicted model, not a curated record. Gene Ontology annotation, biological process: protein phosphorylation. Gene Ontology annotation, molecular function: ATP binding; protein kinase activity. The transcript has 7 exons. Gene Ontology annotation, cellular component: plasma membrane. Lineage: Eukaryota; Viridiplantae; Streptophyta; Magnoliopsida; Cornales; Cornaceae. The coding region runs from base 729 to 1256 and encodes 175 amino acids.